Fimicolochytrium jonesii is the source of this 1063-nucleotide messenger RNA. Its product is annotated as mitochondrial large subunit ribosomal protein-domain-containing protein. Gene Ontology annotation, biological process: translation. Gene Ontology annotation, cellular component: mitochondrial large ribosomal subunit; ribosome. Lineage: Eukaryota; Fungi; Chytridiomycota; Chytridiomycetes; Spizellomycetales; Powellomycetaceae. Gene Ontology annotation, molecular function: structural constituent of ribosome. The coding region runs from base 113 to 667 and encodes 184 amino acids. The record is from RefSeq and is a predicted model, not a curated record. The transcript has 3 exons.
UCUUUUUCGCCUUUUCCACAGCACUGCGGGAUCAGACUGGGCAAGAGAACGUCAUCGCCACAGGCAGAACAGACACACACCUGGCAGCAACCACUGCUUUCGCACAGCACCCAUGAUACGGGCAACUACAACCCUCCUCCGCUCGCAGCGGUCUCGGACAGCACCCUCUCUGAGCAGUUGCACACCCGCGCGAACACUCUCCUCCCACAGCCUCCGAUCGUAUCCCGCUUCCCGCCAACAACCACUACAAAAUGCCUCACCUUCGACGCCAUCGCCGCUAUUCCCACGAUCCGCAGCUACCAUACUCACUCCUUCGAGAGGCUACCGCGGCGCACCACUCGGCAACCGCCCGCGACCGACCGUCAUGAAGACUGAGCUGAUAGGAGAUCCCACCGCUGAACCUGCAAGGAAGAAAGACACACUCCCGUACCGCGUCCGACGAACGAAAACAGGCAACCUGCCCGUAUACAGGGCGUACGAAAAGGGCCGGACGCAGAUCAUUACGACGAUUAGGAGAGUCGAUGGGAGUGCUGAGUUCCUCGCCCGCGAACUUGCAUCCUUCAUCCCCGCCGAACGUAUCGCCGUCUCCGAGCUCAACAACCACGUCGUCCUGCAGGGUGAUUACGUGUUUGCGGUCAGGGAUCACCUUACCGCCCGAGAGUUUUGAAUGAAGAUUGGGUGGAUAUGCGAAAACUGGAAUAUGGUUCGCCGCACGGGAGGGAAGGCUGGGAAGAGGAAUGGAGGUCCGGGAGGGGGAGCAGCGAUUUGUGCGAUCGAAGUGUAAUGGCCGCGAUGUUAUCUCCGCCAUGGAAUCCGUUCCUAGAGGGAUGCCCUGAACCAUCGUUCAGGGAAAGGACGGCGUAAGAAUGUCGGGGUGGACCGCUCACGAGAUGUCGACCGCCGCCCAAAUGUGGAGUUGCAGAAGCUGGAACCCAGCUUCCUGUGAAAGCUACACCCAUGCUUAAGCAUUUCUUCACGAGUGAAGCCGCAUAAGGAAGUUCUCGGCGAACUAUGUAUCAACAUUGGUAUUAUUAAUAGCAUGACAAACUCCAGAAAGCGAACA